CCAUCUCUCUAAAGCUUUCCCACUGGAAUCCAUGGCUGCCAUUUCAAUUUUCUUCUGUUUGCUCCUCAUUUCCUUCUCCGAAGCAACCGCUCAUGGCGGCGUUGGCGGCGGCGGCCAUGGCUUCACCACCUCUCUCUUCCACCGCGAUUCUUUUCUCUCCCCUCUCUAUAACCCAUCUCUCUCCCGCUACGACCGACUCACUAACGCCUUCCGCCGCUCCUUCUCCCGCUCCGACACCCUCCUCAACCGCGCUUCCGCCGUCUCCACCACCGGCAUCCACUCCCGGAUCAUCCCCGACGACGGCGAGUUCCUAAUGUCCAUCUCCAUCGGAACCCCGCGGGUCAAAAUCAUGGCCAUCGCUGAUACCGGCAGCGACCUGACGUGGACCCAGUGCAUGCCAUGUCACAAAUGCUUCAAUCAAUCAUUUCCCAUUUUUAAUCCACGUCGAUCCUUCUCCUACCGCCACGUGUCUUGCACUUCCAAUGCUUGCCGCUCUCUCGACGACUAUCGCUGUGGGCCCAACAACCGAACCUGCAGCUACGGUUAUAGCUACGGAGACCAAUCCUUUACGUAUGGUGACCUGGCCUCUGAUAAAAUUACUAUUGGAUCCUUCAAACUCUUCAAGACAGUUAUUGGAUGUGGCCAUGUGAACGGCGGCACUUUCAGCGGAGAUACCUCAGGAAUUAUCGGACUCGGCGGCGGCCCUCUCUCUUUGAUCUCUCAAUUUUACCCCAAAAAAAGCUCCUCCUUCAGUCACGUGCCUUGCACGUCCGAUACGUGUAAGUCAGUCGACGACGCGUUCUGUGGGGAGCAGGGGUCUUGCGAUUACAGUUUCGCGUACGCAGAUCAUACCUACUCGAAGGGAGAGUUUGGAACUGAUACGAUCACCAUCGGGUCAAUGUCUGUCAACAUGUUGAUUGGAUGUGGCCACGAGAGCGGCGGCGGGUUCGGCAAUACCUCCGGUGUCAUCGGACUCGGCGGCAACGACCUGUCUAUAGUUACUCAAAUGAGCAAAAAAAGCGCCGUGAGCUGGAAAUUCUCCUAUUGCUUACCGUCCGUAUCGAGUCAAGGGAGGGGCAAAAUCAACUUCGGUGAAAACGCCGUCGUUUCAGGUCCUGGUGUCGUUUCAACACUACUGGACCCCAGCAUGAUGUAUCAGAUGAGUCUGGAAGCCAUUUCCGUUGGUAACGAACGUCACGCGGCCGACAUUUCUGUCGCAACAGACAACAUGAUCAUUGACUCCGGGACCACAUUGACCUACAUUCCCAAGGUGAUACACGGCGGCGUCGUUUCGUUGAUGGCGAAGAUCAUUGGAUCGAAGCGGGUGAACGAUCCCGGUAACGUUUUUGCUCUGUGCUAUUCUUCAGAUGGCGACGGCGUGAAUAUUCAGACCGUUACCACCCAUUUCGCCGGCGGCGUUAACGUGGAGUUGUCGAAUGAGAAUAUGUUUAUCACGGUGGCGGAUGGUGUGAGUGGCUUGAUGUUCAAGCCAUUGAUGGAGAUCAACUCCGUUGGGAUUUGGGGGAAUAUAGCUCAGGCGAAUUUCUUGAUCGGAUAUGAUUUGGAGAAGAAGAGCUUGUCGUUCAAACUUACCGUGUGUGCUUAGAACCUCAAACUCUCCAACUACGUUGAUUUUUCUUUUUGUGAAUCACAGUUUUCUUU
Messenger RNA from Cucurbita maxima (winter squash), 1662 nucleotides. Its product is annotated as aspartic proteinase CDR1-like. The record is from RefSeq and is a predicted model, not a curated record. Gene Ontology annotation, molecular function: aspartic-type endopeptidase activity. The transcript has 2 exons. Gene Ontology annotation, biological process: proteolysis. Bases 32 to 1606 code for a protein of 524 amino acids. NCBI's taxonomy places the organism in Eukaryota, Viridiplantae, Streptophyta, Magnoliopsida, Cucurbitales, Cucurbitaceae. Gene Ontology annotation, cellular component: extracellular region.